UGGAGCCGAAUAUAACGCUGCUGUUCAACAUAAGUUCGCUUCUGAUGCGCGAUGUCACAUCUAGCGUCUCAUCAGUGAUUGCCGUGAGGAAUAAGAACGUAUCAAACGCGUACGAAUGGCGUUUUGUUUUGCCGCCAUAUUUCUUGAUAUUCCUGCUCUCGAUAUCCGGCAAUUGCUUGGUGAUAGUUACCCUGACGAGCAAUAGGAGGAUGCGAACUGUAACGAACGUGUAUCUAUUGAAUUUGGCAAUAUCGGAUUUCCUGCUGGGCGUAUUUUGCCUGCCUUUCACCUUGGUUGGGCAGAUUUACAGAAGAUUCCUAUUCGGGGCUACACUGUGCAAAUUGAUACCCUUUUUACAAGCCGUCUCCGUGUCCGUGGAUGUAUGGACGCUGGUUGCCAUUUCUCUGGAGAGGUACUUCGCAAUCUGCAGACCACUUGAGUCCAGGAAGUGGCAGACCCAGUGCCACGCGUAUAAAAUGAUAGCCACGGUCUGGCUUAUAUCUCUGGUGUUAAACUCACCUAUACUAAUCGUGUCUACGUUGCAACCAAUGAGAGGGAAUGCUUACAAAUGCCGUGAAGUCUGGACUAGCCUUGAAUUAGAAAGGGCUUUCAAUUUGGGCUUGGAUGCAGCGUUACUACUCAUACCAUUCUUCAUCAUGUCGUUCGCCUAUUCGCUGAUCGUGACCAAGCUAUGGAGGGGAAUGCAGCACGAGAUACAGCACAGCUUUAAUUGGCAGAAACAUUUGCACACGGAUAGUUCGUGUAAGAACAGCCACCUGCUGUCAACAACACCGAUUUUGAACAGCAAUUCAACUGAACUGUGCUGUAGAAAUGGAUGUAAUACUAAGAAAUUGAAGGAAAAUGAACAACGACUGGAAGCAGAGAAGAAACAAGCUUUUUGCAUGCAUGCGGAUCUCGAAUUCAGACAUGUGGUUCGGUCUACGCACAUUGACAAGAGCAUAGAAGCAAAACGCAAGGUCAUACGAAUGCUGUUCGUGAUUAUUCUAGAAUUCUUCGUUUGCUGGACACCAUUACACGUCAUUAACACGAUCUACCUCUUCUAUCCUGAUGAGCUGUACAAGUACGUUGGCUCAAAGGGUAUCGUGUCCCUGCAACUGCUGGCCUACUGCUCCUCCUGUUGCAACCCUAUCACCUACUGCUUCAUGAAUCGCAAAUUCCGGCAGGCCUUCAUCAGCCUCUUCAAGACCUGUAAGCUGCUCAGGUGGUGCUUCGCUGAGAAGUCAGAGGGAAAGCAGGCGACUCCGCCACCUUCCAGCCAAGACGUUACUGCUUGUAUUAUAAGGGGCAGCCACACUGGACGCACUGAGUUGGAUGGGUUAGAAGGUGAGGAUUGUGUUUAG
This is a messenger RNA of Zerene cesonia (dogface butterfly), 1361 nucleotides long. RefSeq names its product cholecystokinin receptor-like (gene NGR-A9). Gene Ontology annotation, biological process: neuropeptide signaling pathway. Bases 45 to 1361 code for a protein of 438 amino acids. Gene Ontology annotation, molecular function: neuropeptide receptor activity. The transcript is spliced from 10 exons. The record is from RefSeq and is a predicted model, not a curated record. Gene Ontology annotation, cellular component: membrane. NCBI's taxonomy places the organism in Eukaryota, Metazoa, Arthropoda, Insecta, Lepidoptera, Pieridae.